CACCAGUAUUUGCUAACCAUUCAGAAACGGUCACACUGAUUACAUUAUUUUAAAAGAUAAACGACGCCGUCAAAUUACAGUGAAAUAACGUGAAAAAUCAAGUUAAAACUAAUAAAUAUUAGCACUUAUAUUAACCUCGAAAGUUAAUGCAUCCGCAUAUACAUAUCUAAUGAACGCUCGCCAACAAACUUAAAGUGUGUUCUCAGCAAACCAGAUGGUUGGAUGGCCUACAACAAAUUAUAUUGACAAAAUGUUUGGCGUGUCGACAGCCAUCGGGUGUAUAGUUUUGUCAGCUGCCUGCACGUUACGAAUUUGAAUGAAUGAGCAUGUCUAUUAACAGACAGCCGCAGACGCAGCAAACCCCAAACAAGGUGAACGGCAGCAAUAGCAUAACUGACCUAUUGGAUCGUACGGAAAAUGAUGCGACGCACCCAAUACUGCGCAGUGAUCAUCGUCAUCAGGGUGAACUGGUCCAAUGCCUGACGUGUCAUAUGCAAUUUGAAAGCUGCUCCUUUAGCGACAUUUGUGCUCAUUAUACAUUUUACCACAAUAACAAUUACAAUCAGAACAAUACCAACAAGUGCUUGUACUGCGACCGCGACGUCCAUUAUUAUCAACGUGCGGAGAAGACAAGUCCGGCAAUUUAUCACUUUUGUUCGCCGCGCAAACAGAACUAA
Molecule: messenger RNA, 677 nt
Organism: Drosophila kikkawai
Lineage: Eukaryota; Metazoa; Arthropoda; Insecta; Diptera; Drosophilidae
Source: RefSeq, a predicted model, not a curated record